AAAAGAAAAAAAGAAAUGAUCGCAGUCUCAUCUCAAAGAUGUUUCUUUUAUGUUGCACGUGGAUCGUCGGUGCUGCCUCUUUUAGGGUGAAUGUUCCUGACAAGUUUUUGGUGGCGAUCCGGGGUCGUCCAGCUGUACUAGCCUGUGAGUUCACACCAGAUCCUGACCUGUCCAGCUUGGUGCUUACCUGGCAACGGGACUCACGUGUUGUCCACAGCUUCUAUUAUCAACAGGACCAACUGGACCGCCAGAGUCCAGAAUACCAUAAUCGGACAUCAUUGUUUAUUUCAGAGAUUGGUAAAGGAAAUGCCACCCUUAGAAUAAAUUCAGUUGGACCUAAGGAUGUGGGUCAGUACCUGUGCCUAGUGAGCAAUGCUAAAGGGACGGGAAAAGCUCAGAUAGAGCUGGACUACGGGGCUCUUUACUCUGAGCCCAGGUUAGGCAUCCAUGUAAACUCCUCUGCAUUGACAGUGCAGUUUGAGACAGAGGGAUUCCCCAAACCUGAGGUGAUCUGGCUGGAUGAACAUGGCCAGAACCUCAACUAUCACCUGGAGCUCCAUGACCAGUCAAAAGAUGGGCUUUAUUUAGUCAAGAGCAGCUAUGAGGCCCAGAAGCCGGCGGUUAAUGUCACAUUUACACUAAAGAACCACCUCCUGAACCAGAAACUUCAGAGACCCAUGUUCCUCAGCUAUGGUAAAGACCCUCUUUCACUCUGAACUAAGUGCAUGUCAGAAGGUAUUCACUGGGGUUAGUGAAGUAAAAUUGUGAUAUUAAAAUUCAGACCUAUUCACCAUGAAAAUGGAAGUAUAAUAGUCAUAAUAGCCAUGAUUUAUCCAUAAUGAACGUAUAGGCUGAAUAUAAUAAGAUGUUCACAGUCUCUGUGAAAGUGACAUUGAAUUAAGUGCUAUAUGACAUGUGAGAGGCUUUGUGAAUUCAUUACAAUUCUGCAGGCACAUUUUC
Molecule: messenger RNA, 960 nt
Organism: Rhinichthys klamathensis goyatoka
Lineage: Eukaryota; Metazoa; Chordata; Actinopteri; Cypriniformes; Leuciscidae
Product: CD276 antigen-like
Exons: 3
Coding region: 39-716 (225 amino acids)
Source: RefSeq, a predicted model, not a curated record